AUGGACGUGAAAAACUUAGAACCUUGUAGUAUUAUAGGUUUUGAUGGCUCAGCAAUAAAAGGUUUAAAUGUUCAUCCGGAUGGCGACCACAUCGUCUAUCCAAUUGGCAACAAGGUAUGCAUUCAGGAAUGGAAGAGUAAGAAGAUGUAUUUCCUCAGUGGACACACAAACAGUGUUUCGACUUUGGCCAUUUCACCUAAAGGCACGUACGUCGGGUCGGGACAAAUAAACCACAUCGGCUUCAAAGCUUCUACUAAAUUGUGGGAUUUUAAAAAGAAGGUUUUACUCGGGACUCAUGAGCUACAUAAAGUGCGUGUGGAGGCCCUAUCUUUUUCGUCUGAUGAACGUUACAUGAUAUCCCUGGGCGGCAGGGAUGACGGCUGUGUCGUUCUGUGGGACUGUGUCGCGGGCGCGGCCACAGGAACCGCGGCCGCCGCCAAGUUAACCACCGGAGACGCCAUGACACUAGUGCCGCUCAAUUUGAGAGUCAACUCAUUUGUUACGGGAGGAGAUUCGAAUCUUCGUGUGUGGAACAUUCGUGCCGGCAGCAAGAACCUCGACGUGGUGGACGUGUCCCUGGGCAAGUUGAGGCGCUGUGUGAGAUGUAUCACGGUCAGCAGUGACGAUACUUACGGCAUCGCUGGGACCACUUCCGGUGACAUGAUAAAGUUCUCCAUCAACUAUCCGUCUGAUCCAAAUGUUUCCGUGGCCGAGUGCAAACCUUCUCUUAUUGGCUGUCUAGCUAAAUGUGGUCCUUGGAAGAAAGGAAAACGCCCGGAAUCUAUAUGCUAUAGUCAAGGUAUUGAAUCAAUCCUCAUUAUGAGUGACGGGUGUCUCAUAGUGGGCGCGGGUGACGGAACCAUUGACAUCCUCGAUGAAAUUAACUGGAAAGGAGAGUUCCCCAAAGGAAAAAUACUCGAUCCAAACAAACCUUUCUUUAAAGCUCUAAGGAGCACAAAACUGGAAGGCAGCAUCACGUCUUUAGAGCUGAUGGAGUCUCCGUCUGUCCGUGGCUCGAGCCGUUUGUUACUAGCCGGGACACGUACUAGUGAGAUAUUCGCCAUCAACGUGGAAACCUUUAUACCCGUUCUAGUCGUCACUUGCCAUCGAUGUGCCAUCAACGAUAUAGCAUUCCCCAGAGGUAUGUCGGGCGUAUUCGCUACAGCGGGUGCGGGUGAUGUCCGUGUGUGGUGUACUGACUCCGGUAUAGAACUCCUUCGUAUCGUGGUGCCUAACUUCGUGUGUUCCUCGCUACUGUUCACGGACGACGGAAAAGCUAUCGUUACUGCGUGGAACGACGGUAACAUCCGAGCAUUUACACCGCUGACCGGUCGUUUGAUUUACUGCAUCUACAACACACACAACAAGGGGACCUCCGCGCUCGAUAUGACGCACGACGGACGGACACUCAUAUCAGGAGGCUGUGAGGGACAGGUCCGUGUGUGGGACAUCAAACCUGAAUGCCAGAGUCUCAAGAAGGUGUUAAAGGAACACAAGAGUCCGGUGUCUGCUAUACAAGUGUCUCCCAACGAUACGGAGGCUGUCAGCGCCGGGACUGAUGGAUCGUGCAUUAUAUGGGACUUGAUUUCGUUAUCUCGUCGACAAGUGAUGUACGCUAACACUUUGUUCAUGUGUGUGUGUUUCGAGCCGCGAGGAGUGCAAUUGUUGACGGGCGGCACGGACAGACGGGUUGCAUACUGGGAGGCAGGCAGCGGGAACCUCGCUAGAGAGUUGGAAGCGAGCAAAGUAGGAGCUAUAAACGGAAUACAUAUAACACAAAAAGGAGAUCUGUUCGUGACCGGUGGCAACGAUCAAAUGGUUAAAUUAUGGAAGUACCAGGAGGGUAUCUACACACACAUGGGUCUGGGUCACGCGGGCGCGGUCACCUGCUGCCGGUUCAGUCCCGACGCUAAGGUCAUCGUGAGCAGCUGUGCGGCCGGGACUAUCAUAGUGUGGAAGGUGCCCGACAUGUACGUCAACGACGAUAAGUUAUCAUCUGGACGGAAAAGUUCUGCGGAGCCGAAAACAUUAGAGGAGGAGUUACACCUACCCUUGGAUGAUAAACCUGUACAGAAGGCGGCCGGCGACAGACCUCACAAGAUACCUGCCGCGCCCUCUAAGGUGGAGAAGAUCGCUUCUAUAGAUACGAGUCGAAGUAGCGUCCACUCGUGUUGUCCGUGCGACUCUGCUAAAUCUAAUCAGUCCAAAAAGACUACACCCAAGAGUGGACCAAAGUGUUGUAGACCGCCAGAUAAUCUACCAACAAGGACUACGAGCAAGGAUUAUGUCAACAGCAGUGGAGAUAGAAAGUAA
Molecule: messenger RNA, 2313 nt
Organism: Danaus chrysippus (African queen)
Lineage: Eukaryota; Metazoa; Arthropoda; Insecta; Lepidoptera; Nymphalidae
Source: the annotation of a GenBank genome assembly